AUGGCGACGAUACCUUCACCCUUCCUUGACCCAGGAGCGCAUGCGACGGCGAACAACCUCGGCAUUCUUCAAUUACGUCGCGAUCAUCUCAUUCCCGCCGUCCUCAAGCCAAACGCCGACUCGGACUAUGCAGAAGGCAAGGUAGAAAACACGCGCUUCGGCUCUUUCCCACAUAGCACACUUGUAGGACAACCCUGGGGCACGCAAAUCCUAGCGUCAGUCGUCGACACUGGAUCGCGCGGAAAGUCGAAGAAAAGAAAGCGAGACGGCAAAGAUGAGGGUGAAGGAACACCGGCCACUGAGCCCGAGGUGGUGAAGAAGGAUAUUGUCAAGGCGGCAGUAGCAAGCAGUGGAUUUGCGCAUCUCAUACCGCCUACGCCAGAGACAUGGACGAUAUCCCUGCCGCAUCGUACCCAAGUCGUAUACACACCCGACUACAGCUAUAUCCUACAGCGACUGCGCGUACGGCCGGGCGACCACAUCAUAGAAGCAGGUGCUGGUAGUGGAAGUUUCACACACGCCGCCGUAAGAGCAGUCUACAAUGGCUACCCAGGAACCCAAGCCGCGGCCUUAGAAGUCGACGAAGAAAAUGCCGUAGGCAUGCCCAAGAAGCGAAAGCGCAAAACACGAACCGGUGGCGUCUACAGCUUCGAAUACCACGAGCCGCGCGCCCGUCAACUCCAAGCCGAAAUCUCAGACCACGGCCUCUCCCCACUAGUCACAGUAACCCACCGUGACGUCUACAACGAUGGCUUCAACCUCGAUGACGACUCCAGCGCCCCAGACGCAGACGCCAUUUUCCUCGACCUACCCGCUCCCUGGCACGCACUCAAACACCUCACGCGCUCCCCUCCUUCCUCCGCCGCCCUGAAGUCCGUCUCUUCAGACCCAUCCACGCCCUCGCCCGCCUCCGACGACACCCAACAAGUACCCACGACCACCUCAACAUCCUCCCCGCAACCCCGACCCUUCCGCAGCCCACUAAACCCGCGCAACGCAACCCGCAUCUGCACCUUCUCCCCGUGUAUCGAACAAGUCACAAAAACCGUCUCCGCGCUGCGCACACUCGGCUGGCUCGAAAUCGACAUGGUAGAAAUCGCCGCCAAGCGCCUCGACGUGCGGCGCGAGCGGGUUGGACUCCAAGAAGAAGGCGUCCGCGGGGGUAACUCGCAUCCCGCAAACGUGGCUGAGGCCGUACAGCGACUACGCGAUGUCGAGGGUCGCGCGGCCGUGUUUCAUAGUAUGCAGCGCGAGAAGCAGGAGGAGGUUAUGCGCAAGGCCGAGGCGAGGAAGAGGGGGGAGGCUGUAGGCGUGGAUGGUGAGAAGAAUGCGAAGGGAGAGAAGAAGAAGAAGAUGGAGGGUGCGCCGCCGACUUGUGCAUCGCACCGAGGCGGAGCUCAAGACGCAUACUAG
Pyrenophora tritici-repentis Pt-1C-BFP is the source of this 1413-nucleotide messenger RNA. NCBI's taxonomy places the organism in Eukaryota, Fungi, Ascomycota, Dothideomycetes, Pleosporales, Pleosporaceae. The record is from RefSeq and is a predicted model, not a curated record.